UUCCCUUCUUCUUUUCUUCUUCCUUAGAAAAUAGAAAUAACCGGGACUAAAUUAAAGGAACUUCCAGAGAAUGCAUUUGCCAAUCUUUCGAACUUGAAGAUCCUUGAUUUUCGAAAUAACAGUUUUCCAGAACUCAACGUUGAAACUUUUAAUAUUCCUUCUUUACAUCACAUUUAUCUCUCUGGUAAUCCUUUAAAAUGUAAGGAGGAUGCGAAGUGGAUAUUGAGCAGAGAAAAGGGCUCUUUGGGACACAAAAUAGCUGAUAAAGAAUAUUUGCGUUGCACGGUUCCGUACGAUGGCAGAGCAUUGAUCCCAGUUGUAGAAAUAAUCAAUACUUUGAAAGAGGAAUGUACAAAGACUGUAUGUGAAUGUGAAUUGGUAUAUGUGGUUGGUAAUGGAGGAAAGCACAUUUACAAGCAAUUAAUGGCUUUUGCUUCAGUAAAUUGUAGCCAUCGUGGAUUAACCGAGAUGCCAAGCUUUUUGCCCGCAAAUACUACCACUCUUCAUUUAUCUGGAAACAAGAUAAAGGAUUUGAGGCCACUUACAACGAAUCCUGUGUACAAGGGAGUGAUAGACCUGUAUUUGGAUGGUAAUAAAAUCGAAUCGAUCGUUCAAUUGGAGGGAUCUAGUUGGAUGGAUCAUUUUCGAUUGUUCAGUCUUCGUGGAAACAAACUAACGGAUCUUCCUACGUAUGCUCUAGAAAAUGUACUACAACACAAUGGAAAUGCAGUAAGUUUGUAUCUUGGGAAAAAUCCAUGGACAUGCGACUGCCUUUUUACACCAGGUUUCCAGAUAUACAAAUCUAAUAAAAGAUAUUAACGAUAUCAGAUGUUCUCCUGACAAUGGGGAUGAUAAUUCCGAUAGAAUUAUAAGAGAUUUGAAACGCAGUGAAAUUUGCGUUUCUUCCGAUGAAGAUUCUAUAAUCCAUCCCUUGGACAUCUUAAAUAUUAUUCUUGCAUUUCUGAUAUUUUUAAUCAUUGGAAAAUUACUUUACGACUAUUGG
Messenger RNA from Apis dorsata (giant honeybee), 1003 nucleotides. RefSeq names its product protein singed wings 2 (gene swi2). Lineage: Eukaryota; Metazoa; Arthropoda; Insecta; Hymenoptera; Apidae. The record is from RefSeq and is a predicted model, not a curated record. Gene Ontology annotation, molecular function: protein binding. Gene Ontology annotation, cellular component: plasma membrane. The transcript is spliced from 7 exons. The coding region runs from base 424 to 819 and encodes 131 amino acids.